GUUCUCUGUCAGGGCUUUUCCUCUCAGUGCAUUGAAUUUCAUGCUUUUACACUGUGCAUAGUUUGCCCUGAAAAGCUGAAGUCCUCAUACUGUCUGAUAAAUAUGGAUCACUUGAAGCAGUCGUGUUACGAGCUCUCUCUACCCGUGACAGAGAAAAGCAACCCCAUCAGCAGAGAUAUCGACAGAGCGCACAGCAAACAGAUGGUGCAAAUACUGAAACGAUGCGACGCUGAGAUUUUUGAGAAAAAAAUAAAUCAUGACCCAUUUUAUCAGACACUGUAUAGUUUACCUGUCAUCCAAACGAUGGUGGAUGUUGCAAAGAGGGUUGAAAUGAUUCUGAGGGAUCCAGAGGAGAGUUUGAUUGUAUUAAGUGGUUGUGGAACAUCAGGCCGUAUCGCAUUUCUUUUGAUGACGUCCUUUAAUGAGAUGUUGAAGGCCCAAAGACAGAAACAGAUCUGUUCGUACAUCAUGGCUGGAGGUGACAGGGCCCUGCUGACAUCACAGGAGGCUCCAGAGGACGACCCGGGGCUCGGAGCUCGCAUGCUGGAGAAGGUUUGUGCAGGAAAGAAGGACGUGCUGUUCAUUGGAAUAUCCUGUGGCAUGUCGGCACCAUUUGUUGCUGGGCAACUGGAUUUUUGUCUGAACCACUUAGACAUCUUCACCCCAGUGCUUCUGGGAUUCAAUCCCGUACAUAUGGCGAGGAGUGAGCAAAUGCAGGACUGUUCAUUUCACUUUAAAGAUGUUGCCGAGAGGAUGGCGGCAGAGCAGAGACAUAAAAAAGCAUACGUGCUAAAUCCUGUGUUGGGGGCUGAGGCCAUCAGCGGAUCGUCCAGGAUGAAAGGAGGCAGUGCAACAAAAAUCAUUCUGGAAACUGUUCUUCUGGCCGGACAUGAAGCUGCAUUUAGAGACAAGAUGAUGACACCUGAAUAUAUGUCUGCCUGGAUCACAGCGAGUGAGAUGGUUUAUGACACUACUUACUCACGCAGUGAUGACCUUGCAGCCCUUAUUCACAAAGCAGGAGAGAGCCUUCAAAUGAAAGCACAUGUGUACUAUCUUGGAUGGAAAACUCUUGGCAUUAUAGGAAUGACUGAUGCCAGUGAAUGUAUCCCAACAUAUGGAGCAGAUUUUGGUGACAUCAGAGGUUUCAUCAACAACGGUUUCAGCGAAAUGAAAAACAAAGAAGGAGAUCUAUCAUGUUUGGGACCAGAAUUCAUAAUUGGUCACAAGGAUUUUGUGGACACCAUCUUACAUAGCCUGAGUCAAAAUGACAUGAUCUUAUUUCUGUUUACAGUGAAUGAUGACCUACAUGAGGUGACGGCGCUGGCCAAUCAAAUAAGGCAAAUGACAUCUAAUUUGCAUGCAAUUGCUCAUGACCUUGAGAAAUUCACCAUUCCUGAAACAGUUUGCCACAUGUUUGAAACGGUCCUGAAUAUCACAUGGCCUUUUUCUUCAGCGAAGGACAACUCAGUAAUGUUUCAAUCCUUCUUUAAUUUACAGAGACAGCACUGGGAGCUUUCAACCAAAUUGUGUCUUAAUGCAAUCAGCACAGGAGCUCAUGUACUGAAGGGAAAAGUCUAUAUGAAUUACAUGAUAGAUCUCAGAGUAACUAACAGCAAGUUGUACAGGAGAGCCAUCAACAUUUUACAGCGGUUCACAGGCUGCUCCAAAACCGAGUGUGAAAGUGCUCUACUGAGAGCCGUCUACAGCACAGAUGAUCUGACUGAAGACAUGACAGCAGCAGAUGUCCACACACACACUGAUGCAGCUAACAAACGGGAGCGAGUGGUCCCGACUGCACUGGUGAUGAUCCAGAGUGGCUGCACUCAUGCUGAGGCACAGCGUCAUUUGGACUGUCAUCCUGUAAUUCGAGAUGCAGUGAGCGCCUGCCUCAACUCCUCAAAAACAAGAGCACUGUGGACUGAACACACGAUAAAAUGAUGCAGAAAUGUUACAAUUAUGUAUGGUUUCAUAUAUAC
This is a messenger RNA of Rhinichthys klamathensis goyatoka, 1976 nucleotides long. It is a transcript of the gene gckr, whose product is annotated as glucokinase (hexokinase 4) regulator. The coding region runs from base 103 to 1938 and encodes 611 amino acids. The record is from RefSeq and is a predicted model, not a curated record. Gene Ontology annotation, biological process: response to fructose; negative regulation of glucokinase activity; glucose homeostasis. Gene Ontology annotation, cellular component: mitochondrion; nucleoplasm; cytosol. NCBI's taxonomy places the organism in Eukaryota, Metazoa, Chordata, Actinopteri, Cypriniformes, Leuciscidae. Gene Ontology annotation, molecular function: enzyme inhibitor activity; carbohydrate binding; fructose-6-phosphate binding. The transcript is spliced from 19 exons.